AGAAGACGAAACUUUUCGAUUAGAAUAUUUGAAAUUGUAGUAUAUUUUUAUAGUGUUGUCCCAGCAGUGGUUAUAACUUAUAAUUUUUGCGUCAGCUCUUAACAUCCUUUAGAACGACAAACCGCUGCAAUGGUAAUCAACUUAUAAAAUAACUAACUAAAAUGUUUAUUGUUUAAAAAACAGAACAUAAAGUCCCUGGACAUUCAUUAUUAGAACAAUUUUUAUCGGGAAUUUCUCUUAUGGAAACAUGUCUGGAGUCUUAGGAAGCACAAAAUCCCAAAAGGUACACCAGUUUUCGAUAGAAGCGUUAAUUGGAAGGGGAGAUAAUAAGACUGACAACGAUAGUUGUCUCCCUGUAAAAUUCGCAGACGAUCGGCUAACGCCAAAAGUUACCAGACUACACGAUGACGUGAAAGGUGCUAGUUUCAAACACUUGUUACGCAAUGCAGGGAAUAAAGCUGGUAGUACCAUAUCAGAGUCUGACUAUCAAAAAAUCUUGAGAACAUGGACCGGACAUUCGGACUCGAGUUUGUUUCAACCUUUCAAAAUGCCAGCGAGUCCAAACAUGGCGGCGAACUCGGUGUUUUCGGCACAUUUCCCGGCACUGACUUUGAACCAGUCUAUGAUGUACGGUCUACCCAGGGAACUAGCGCAUCAGUCUGAAAUGUGGUGUCAGGCGAGAUACUCACACUUACUUCACAGCCAAAGAUACCCAGUUGGUCCACACCCGAGCCUGUUUUUCCACCCAUACCGGAAACCCAAGAGGAAUCGCACGGCGUUCUCUCCGUCGCAGCUGAUGGCCCUGGAAAAGUCUUUUGUAAAGAACCACUAUGUGGUAGGACAGGAGAGAAAACAACUGGCCUUCAAACUACAGCUGACAGAAACACAGGUCAAAGUGUGGUUUCAGAACAGACGAACAAAAGACAAGCGGAUGACAGGGGAGACAGACAGUGGUGUGACGUCACCGCCCAGUGACGACGACGACUGCGUAGACAAUGGAAUGAUGAAAAGUGAACCAGUCGAUGAUCAAAAUUGUGAGUGCUCUUCAGAAGACGAGGAAAUCGCCAUUCACAGAAUACAUCCGGAGUCAGAACUUCAACAUUAAUACAAGAGUAUAAAUGCUCAAAUCACCUUAAACAUUUUUGACUGAGCACUCAAAGUUUAUUUAUGGACUAAAGUUUUUUGUUCCAGACUUGAGUAGAAUGUUAUCAGGUCUCCAGUUUGACUUUAGGUCUCUAACUUCAAAAUGUUUAUUUCAAAUUCCACCCACCUCAAAUUUACCCUCCCCACUUCUGUCCCGGGCUUAAUCACUGAGCGUGUUCGAAAUCUUCGCGGUAUAUGAGCACGUUAAAAUAGUACCCAGACCCAGUGCAAGAGUACUGCGAUAUUUGUAUAUAUAAUGCUUUAAGACUGCCUUCUGAAAACAGUUAGGCCUACAAGAUAUAAAAAUUAAAAAAAUUAUCAUUUGCGUAACUAGUUCUAAAAACAUUAUUGUUAAAUUAUUAUAAAACAAUGCAACCAUACCAUAGUUCGGAUAUCAUAUAGUGUUUAGUAUUGAAAAAGAUCAAAAACCCAAACAAGACAAACAAGUACCUAGUGAGUGGUAUUUCAGUGUGCGAUUUUAUUAGCUUUCUUGUGAACAUUGGAGAGAAGUUAUUAACCAUGAAACAAAUCAUAAUAAUAACCGUGUUAAAAAACCCACAUAUUUGGUGGGGUGGAGCUGAAUACAAACACACACAAAUAGAAAACAGCUAAAUACACAAUAUCUCAUAUAAUAAACAGUAACAGGGGUAAUCAAUUUUAAAAACACAUUUUUAUAGUUCAGAGGUAAGAGUUUGGGAAGUGAAGAAAAGCUCAAAAUUUGGUUUUGUGCAAGGACAUCACUAGACCACGUUGAUCAAUUAAUCAUCGGCUAUUGGAAGGAAAUGUUCUAUUUAUUUAACGACGCACUCAACACAUUUUAUUUACGGUUAUAUAUUGAGGGAGGAAACCCGCUGUUGCCACUUCAUGGGCUAC
Molecule: messenger RNA, 2016 nt
Organism: Gigantopelta aegis
Lineage: Eukaryota; Metazoa; Mollusca; Gastropoda; Neomphalida; Peltospiridae
Product: homeobox protein EMX2-like
Exons: 3
Coding region: 248-1105 (285 amino acids)
Biological process (GO): central nervous system development; neuron differentiation; brain development
Molecular function (GO): DNA binding; DNA-binding transcription factor activity, RNA polymerase II-specific
Source: RefSeq, a predicted model, not a curated record